Molecule: messenger RNA, 480 nt
Organism: Cucumis melo (muskmelon)
Lineage: Eukaryota; Viridiplantae; Streptophyta; Magnoliopsida; Cucurbitales; Cucurbitaceae
Product: RING-H2 finger protein ATL66-like
Exons: 1
Coding region: 1-480 (159 amino acids)
Biological process (GO): protein ubiquitination
Source: RefSeq, a predicted model, not a curated record
AUGUCAUCCCCUGCCUAUAUUGCCGCUUCUCCAAUGCCAAUGAACGGUAUCGAAGCCCUUUUUGAUGACUAUGAUGUUGUGGCAGCCAUAUGUUUCGCCAUUAUAGUCUACUUCAUCUCCUUCACUCUCUACUUCAAAACCGGAAAUAAUGAUUAUCAAUCUGAUCAAUCCGACGUUGGGACGGUCGAAGAAUUGCCAGCGUUUCGAGAGCGGGUGGUUCGAGAUCAGCAGGAGAUUGUACAGAUUGAGGCAAUGGUUUUCAGUUACAGGGAAGCUAAGAGAAGUGAGAAUGAUGAUGAUGAUGAUGAUGAUGAUUAUGAAUGUGUGAUUUGCUUGAAUAAAUUCGAAGAUGCCCAAAAGUGCCGAUGGAUGAAAAAGUGUGGUCAUAUAUUUCAUCGUAGCUGUAUCGAUCGGUGGCUCAAGACGGAGCGAGAAUGUCCGCUUUGCCGAACCUGCGUUUGCGUCGUCGUCAAACCAUAA